CGGCGUCUAUAUCACGCCUCACUUUUUAACAAACCUUCCUCUCUCUAGAAAAUACAAAAAGUGAAAAAAAAAGAAGAAAUCACCAACUCACCAUCUUCUCUGUUAAUAACACAGUCCCACGCAGUCACAUUCUUCCUUCAUUUUGAAAUCUUCUUCUUCAAUUUUUCCAAGCUUCUCAAUUUUGCCGGCCAUUUUUUAUUGUUCAAGUGUGAAAUUGUUGGUGAUAUAUAAUACAAGGAAUUGUAUUUGAGAUUUUGCUGGAGUACAUUUUGGUGAUGGAGAGGCAGGAAAGCAGAAGGAGAGGAGAAAUUAACACUGUAUCUCCGGCGCGUACGCCGAAGUCGAUGGAUAAGUCGACGAGAGAUCUGCGGCCGGAUACAACGAAUACAAGUAAAAAUGAUAGAGAGAAAGGUGUGAAUGUUCAGGUUAUUUUGAGAUGCAGGCCUUUGAAUGAGGAUGAAAAGAGACUUCAGACACCAGUGGUAAUUACUUGCAAUGAGAUCAGAAGAGAGGUUUCUGCUGCUCAAGUAAUAGCAAAUAAGCAGAUUGAUAGGACAUUUACCUUUGACAAGGUUUUCGGUCCGACGUCAAAACAAAAGGACUUGUUUGAUCAUGCUGUAUCUCCUAUUGUUUAUGAAGUGUUAGAGGGAUAUAAUUGCACUAUCUUUGCCUAUGGUCAGACGGGUACCGGGAAGACAUAUACUAUGGAGGGAGGAGCUAGAAAAAAGAAUGGGGAAUUCCCAAGUGAUGCAGGGGUCAUUCCGCGGUCAGUUCGCCGGAUUUUUGACAUAUUGGAAGACCAACAAGCUGAGUAUAACAUGAAAGUUUCCUUUUUGGAGCUGUAUAAUGAGGAUCUAACUGAUCUUCUAGCCCCUGAGGAAUGUUCAAAGUUCAAUGAUGACAAGUCCAAGAAGCCGUUGGCACUUAUGGAAGACGGUAAAGGAGGCGUGUUUGUCCGAGGCUUGGAGGAGGAGAUAGUGACUACUGCAGACGAAAUUUACAAAAUUUUGGAAAAGGGUUCAGCCAAGAGGCGUACAGCAGAAACGCUACUUAACAAACAAAGUAGUCGCUCACACUCUAUAUUUUCUAUUACAAUUCACAUCAAAGAGUUUACUCCGGAGGGUGAGGAGAUGAUCAAAUGUGGAAAGCUUAAUCUUGUUGACCUUGCUGGUUCGGAGAAUAUAUCACGUUCUGGUGCUAGGGAGGGCCGUGCACGGGAAGCUGGAGAGAUUAACAAAAGCUUACUUACACUUGGUCGAUGCAUUAAUGCUCUAGUUGAACACUCUGGUCAUGUUCCAUUUAGAGAUAGCAAAUUAACAAGACUAUUGAGAGACUCCUUGGGAGGGAAAACAAAGACAUGUAUAAUUGCAACAAUAGCUCCAUCAGUUCCUUGUCUGGAGGAGACCCUUAGCACUUUGGACUAUGCAUACCGAGCAAAGAAUAUCAAGAACAAGCCAGAGGUGAAUCAAAAGAUGAUGAAGACUGCAUUGAUGAAAGAUCUGUACUACGAGAUUGAACGGCUCAAGCAAGAGGUGUAUGCGGCAAGAGAGAAGAAUGGAAUUUAUAUACCACGUGAUCGUUAUCUUCUAGACGAAGCAGAAAAGAAGGCAUUGACAGAAAAAGUGGAGAAAAUGGAGCUAGAUAUGGAGACCAAGGACAAGCAACUAGUGGAACUUCAGGAACUCUAUAAUUCUCAACAACAGUCAUCUGCUGAGUUGAGCAGUAAACUUGAAAUGACACAGAAAAAGCUUGAGGAAACUGAGCAUGCAUUCUCUGAUCUUGAAGAGAAGCAUAGGCAAGCAAAUGCAACAAUCAAAGAAAAGGAGUUCAUAAUAACUAAUCUACUGAGAUCAGAGAAAGCCCUAGUUGACCGGGCAAUUGACCUACGUACAGAAUUGGAGAGUGCUGCAUCAGAUAUCUCUAGCUUAUAUGCAAAAAUUGAGAGGAAGGAUAGGAUUGAGGAUGGAAAUAGAACUCUUGUUCAGAAGUUCCAGUCUCAGUUGACACAGCAGCUUCAAGCCCUGCAUAAAACUGUUGAUGCUUCUGUUACCCAGCAAGAGCAGCAAUUGAAAGAUAUGGAGGAUGAUAUGCAAUCUUUUGUAUCAACAAAAUCAGAGGCUGCUGAAGAAUUAAGGCAACGGCUUGUAAAGGUGAAAACCAUGUAUGGCUCCGGCAUCAAAGCAUUGGAUGAUUUUGCCGGAGAACUUGAAGGAAACUCAGAGUUGACAUUUGGAGCCUUGAACUCAGAAGUAUUUAAGCACUCAUCAGCCACUGAAGAGCAUUUCAAUCAAUUUGCUCAUGAGGCUGAUGCAUUGUUGAAUGGGCUUCAAAGAGGUCUGAAUGAUCAGGAAGAGAAGAUAAUAACAUAUGCUCAGAAGCAGCGCGAGGCACAUUCAAGAACUGUGGACACUGCUCGUUCAAUUUCUAAAGUUACUCUGAACUUUUUCAACACCUUAGAUGCACAUGCAUCAAAAUUGACUUGUAUUGUGGAAGAAUCACAAACUGUAAAUGAGCAGAAGUUAUCUGAUUUGGAAAGAAAAUUCGAGGAGUGUGCUGCAAAGGAGGAAAGGCAAUUAUUGGAAAAAGUGGCAGAACUGCUUGCGACUUCAAAUGCUAGGAAAAAGGAACUGGUUCAAGCAGCUGUUACUGGCCUUAGGGAUAGUGCGGCCUCCAGGACUUCUCAACUUCAGCAAGAAAUGUCAACUAUGCGAGAAGAUACGGCAGCUGUCAAGGACAACUGGACAGUCUAUGUGGACAAAACUGAGUCCCAGUACCUUGAGGAUACUUCUGCUGUAGAGAAUGGAAAGAAAGACCUGGAAGGAGUCCUGCAUAGCUGUUUGGACAAGGCAAAGAUGGGAGCACAACAGUGGAAGGAUGCGCAACAGUCGUUGCUAAGCCUUUCAAAGAACAAUAUUUCUUCUAUUGACAAAAUUGUCAAGGGAGGAAUGGAAGCUAAUCAAAGGCUCCGGACAAAGUUUUCUUCUUCUGCGUCAUCUACUUUAGAGGAUGUAGAUGUCACCAACAAGGGUCUCCUUGCUUCUGUUGACCAUUCUUUGCAACUGGAUCAUGAAGCACGUGGAAAUCUUGACUCUAUCAUUACUCCUUGUUGUGAAGAUGUACGAGAACUAAAAAGUGGUCAUCACCAUAAAAUCGUCGAAAUCACCGACAGUGCAGGAAAAUGCCUUUUAACUGAAUACAAGGUGGAUGAGCCAACUUGCUCUACUCCAAAGAAACGAUCAAUCAACCUACCAAGUGUGACAUCAAUAGAAGAACUACGGACACCUGCUUUUGAUGAGUUGUUGAAGUCGUUUUGGGACCAAAAGUCUGGGAAGCAAGCAAAUGGUGAUGUGAAACAUAUUUUUGGACAACUUGAGGGCGCUCAGUCUGUAAGAGACCCCAGGCUUCCUCUCACUGCUAUUAACUAGAGUGAGUUGGCAUUUUGGUUAUUAGAUGCAUAUAUAGCAGCACUAUGCAGCAACCAUGUACAGUAUGUAUAUGAACCAUGUAACUUCCAUUUCUUUAUUCGUUCAUUGAUUGUUGGAUGAAUCUCAACGUGUGUAAUCCGGGAACAUUCUGCAGAAAGAGUAAAAUUUUCAGGAA
This is a messenger RNA of Spinacia oleracea (spinach), 3600 nucleotides long. RefSeq names its product kinesin-like protein KIN-5D. Lineage: Eukaryota; Viridiplantae; Streptophyta; Magnoliopsida; Caryophyllales; Amaranthaceae. Gene Ontology annotation, molecular function: ATP binding; microtubule binding; plus-end-directed microtubule motor activity. The coding region runs from base 276 to 3425 and encodes 1049 amino acids. Gene Ontology annotation, cellular component: mitotic spindle; spindle microtubule. The transcript is spliced from 23 exons. The record is from RefSeq and is a predicted model, not a curated record. Gene Ontology annotation, biological process: mitotic spindle assembly; microtubule-based movement; spindle elongation.